AUGCCUCACGUCGACAUCUUGUUCAACCAGUUGCAGAAGGGAAGAACCGAACCAGCGCAAGUUAAAACGGCUAUCGAUAAUUUUGAAAAAUGUAUUGUCGAUGUGAGAACUGAAAUUGAUGACAUAAUAAAUGAAGCCAAAAGUAUUUGCACUGAACCCCAAGGCAACAAAAGGAGACGACGUAAUAAUAGCAGUCACGAUCACCGAGUUGCCGAAUUAGAAGUAUGCGACAAUAUAGUGAAUUCUGCAAAUGACAGAUUUCAAUUCAAAGAUCAUUUGGUAGCCGCAUCCCUUUUUUUCCCCGAACACUUUGGAGAAUACUGUGGUAGGUUUCCUGAUGACAAGUUGGAAACUACCUGCUUGGCUUAUCCCGAAUUAGAAAAAAGUCGUUUAAAGACAGAGUUGUCUGUUAUUUAUGCACGGAAUGACUGCCGAGAUUUACAUGGAACUCUGUCUCAUUCGAAAUUUUUGAUACAAAACAGUUUGGAUUAA
Messenger RNA from Acanthoscelides obtectus, 492 nucleotides. The record is from the annotation of a GenBank genome assembly. Lineage: Eukaryota; Metazoa; Arthropoda; Insecta; Coleoptera; Chrysomelidae.